AUGAAAAACGUUGCUUUUCCUUCGUCGCCGCCGGCGAAAUUCGUCGGUGAUGACCGGUUAACAGAGAUUUCCAUGAAGCUGAGCGAGGAUUUCAGCAAGAAGCUGGGCGAGGCUUCACGGCCGCGUCUUAGAAAGUUGUUUGUGGAGGAUCGCGACGGAGACGGCGAGAAGGCCAUGACGGCGUCGGGUUCGGAGCUUGAACCGCGAGGACCGUACUGCUCGUGGUCGGGAGGAACUGUUGAGGAAGCGUCGCCGGAGGCUUGCCGAAAGAGCAAUUCGACGGGAUUCUCGAAGCUCUGGAGAUUUAGGGAUCUCGUGUUGAGAAGCAACAGUGACGGAAGAGACGCGUUUGUUUUCUUGAACAGUAACGUCGGCGAUAAAACCCAGUCGUCUUCUUCGGCGGCGAAAUUGACCAGUCAUGAUGAUAAGAAGCCAACGGAGGAGAUAAAGACAAGAAAGGAUAAAAAGGGGAAGGGGAAAACGACGUCGUCGGAGAAGAGAACGAAGUCGGCGCACGAGAGGCUUUACAUGAGAAACAGAGCGGUGAAGGAAGAAGGGAAACACAGAUCGUAUCUUCCGUACAAACAAGUCGGAUUCUUCACCAACGUGAAUGGUCUCAGCAGAAAUAUCCAUCCUUUCUGA
This is a messenger RNA of Thlaspi arvense, 642 nucleotides long. Lineage: Eukaryota; Viridiplantae; Streptophyta; Magnoliopsida; Brassicales; Brassicaceae. The record is from the annotation of a GenBank genome assembly.